This is a messenger RNA of Blepharisma stoltei, 585 nucleotides long. Lineage: Eukaryota; Ciliophora; Heterotrichea; Heterotrichida; Blepharismidae. The record is from the annotation of a GenBank genome assembly.
AUGACAGAUCAUAACUAUGAAGCUAGCAAUCUGCCUUCAGGUCCUGAAAUCUACUGCUACUCAUCAGCUAUAUAUUUUAACAGAAAUAUCUACUUCUUUGGAGGUUACGUCCAUGGUUUAUGUCGUACAACAUCUCUUAAAUUUGAUUUAGAUAGAAAUAAAUGAAUUGGAUUAACUCCAUUGCCAGAACCUGAUCAAUCUUGCCAUAGUAUAAUAGUCAAUAGAAAUAUUUUGAUUUCUGGAUUACGCAAUAGACAUCUUUUGCAUUAUUCAAUUGAUAAUAACUCUUUUACAGUAAUGCCUCAUAAAUUUGCAGCGGAUAAAAGAAAAAUCCUUAUCAAUGUAGGGAAGUUGUAUUUAAUUGAGUGUGAUGAUGGGCAUAUAUAUGAAAGCUAUUAUAUAGACGAAUAUGGAAGCGAUUUGAGUGGCGAACUGGCUUGGAGAGUAAUAGGGAAAUCGAUAAUCAAUAUUUCUCCUCUUCAAGUUUAUUAUACUUAUAAUAAAGGCGCAAUUUAUAUCGCAACAGACUUGGACCAAAGAUAUUACAAGUUUGAUUUAAAUCUAAAAAAAUUGACGAGGCUUUAA